Messenger RNA from Leopardus geoffroyi (Geoffroy's cat), 4204 nucleotides. It is a transcript of the gene GLIPR1, whose product is annotated as GLI pathogenesis related 1. Gene Ontology annotation, cellular component: extracellular region. NCBI's taxonomy places the organism in Eukaryota, Metazoa, Chordata, Mammalia, Carnivora, Felidae. The record is from RefSeq and is a predicted model, not a curated record. The coding region runs from base 499 to 1302 and encodes 267 amino acids. The transcript is spliced from 8 exons.
AUGCAGACUCAAUGAAUACGGGAGCUUGGGAGCAGCUGGGGGAAACUUCCCUUAGCCUCCCUCUCACCUCCCUUGACUUGAAUGGAGUUUUGAGUAGUCUUUUCUGCUCUCCUCAGCUGUGCUGGACAAAGCCGGAAGCUGAAUCCACAACUGGUGACACUGACGCAAUAGUGAUAGACUUGAGAGGAAGAUUUUCAGGGGGCAGAAUGGACACAUUCAGGCAAAGAAAGUGAAAUUGUCCAGACUUCUGACAGACCACAUCACGCACCUGGGGUGCCGCCCCUGCAUAACUGGUUCCUAUCCCACCCUCAGUGCCUCAGGCACCACUAGUUCCUCCUCCUACCCUCCUGUCCGGGAGCAAAGAGCACCCCCUUGGGCCCCCGCACUUCAUAUUCCCCACCAGCAUUCCAGCUGAAAUCAGCCACGCUUUGUCAAACUGAGAGAGGCACACGCAUUCAGAACCUUCACUGGCUCCGGUUUCCAGCCUCCGGGGGCUCCAUGCCAGACAGACUGAGCAUGCGGGCCACACUUGCCAUGACAGCCUGGAUGGUUUCCUUAGUUUCCAGCUAUGAAAACACAGCAAUUAGUUUGCCAGGUAUCGAAAAUGAAGAUUUCAUCAAAGACUGUGUUCGAUUUCAUAACAAGUUCCGAUCAGAAGUGAAUCCAACAGCCAGUGAUAUGCUAUACAUGACUUGGGACCCAGCACUAGCGCGAGUUGCACAAACAUGGGCAAGAAACUGUCAGUUUGUACACAACGUUCAGCUGCAUUCAAGCUACAAGCUGCAUCCAAAUUUCUCCUCUCUGGGAGAAAACAUCUGGGCUGGGUCUCUCUCCCUGUUUUCUGCAUCUUCAGCCAUCACAAACUGGUACAAUGAAGUUCAAUACUACGACUUCAGGACUCAGAAAUGCACCAAAGUCUGUGGCCAUUACACUCAGGUUGUUUGGGCGGCUAGUUACAAAGUGGGCUGUGCAGUACAGUAUUGUCCCAGCGUUCAUGGCACCGGUAUUUCCCACGGAGCGCUUUUCAUAUGCAACUACGGACCAGGGCAAUACAGAAGUUGGCCAUACAGAGAAGGGUCCACCUGCAGUGCCUGCCCCAAUGAUGACAAGUGUUUGGAUAAUCUCUGCAUUAACCCACAACGAGACAAAGUCACACGUUACUACUCUAUUGUGUAUCCUGACUGGCCAGUAUCUGUGCGCAACAGGAACUUAUCUCUCUUUCUCAUUGUUAGUCCACCAAUCCUAAUACUGGGUGUCAUAAUGACCAUUUGGGUCAAGCACAGAUACCCUCAGUUCUUUUGAACUAAAUCCAGAAAAAAACCGCAACUCAUUCAUGUAUGGCUUUAAAAAAAUAACGGUUGUAUUUAUUUCUUAUUUUAAAAUAUUUCAGGAAUAAAUGUUGCAAUAAACCCUUCAUCAAAAGAAAAAGUCUCAACUUCCUAACUCUAGAAUAAACUCAUUUUUACUUCCCACUUUUCUGUGAAUAAGAAUUGUUUUCAGGCUGCCACAGCUGUGACUUUCAGUAAGUAACUCAGCCCAUGUGUGUCUCAGCUUCUAAAACUACAAAAUGAAUGUGCUAGAUUUAGGUGAUUCUAAACGACUGCACUGGCCCUCAUUAGUAAAAACAUUUCUACAUAACUUGCUGCAUGCUGCUUCCAUGCUAAACAUCUGGUUUUCCCCACUCUCUUGCAAUUUGAGGUCUUUGGUUUCCCAUUUUCCCAGACUCAAAAGAGUAAUUAAGGGAUUUAAGAGGCUUUUGCUUUUGCUUUUUGCUUAUGGGUUGUUUAAUCUUAAACAUAAUAUAAAGAUUAUAAAAAGAAACCUAAUGUUUACUCAUUAUCAUUAGAGACAGCACUGCAAAAUCUGUAUUUAUUUUCCUCAAAACCAAGUUGUGGGACAUGAUUAUAUGUAAAGACUAAACAGUGGCAGCAAAUACUGGAUUUGAUGGAUAAUUACAAUAGCCACAUUCUAAAAAGAUCGUUAUAUAAACAACCUAAAAAAUUACACCUAAUAUGCUUAGGCAAAACAUGCCACAACAGAAAAGGUGCAUGGUAUACAAGGACAUACAUACCACUCUGCAGCAUUAAAAUUAAAAACUCACACACAGAGAAUACAAUAAUUUAUAUUUAUAAAGAAACAGCUGUUUAUAUAAACACUGAUUUGAAGAAUGACACAAACUAGAAAAAUGUGAUCAGGGUAUUCUUCUCACACAUAAGGCUACGAACAUCCUAGUAUCUCAAAAUCCUUUACAAAAGGAGAUAGCUUAAUGAGUUCUAGUUCAGGGGGUUUAUUUAGUGUUACUUUUUCUUCUUCUUUUUUUCAUCUGUUUCCAUUUUAAGCUUAACUUCUUCAGCUGAAAGAGCUCCCAGUUUCUUAUUCUUUGCUUUCUUAACCUUUUCCUUGAUGGCGGCCACAUCAAUUUUAUUUUCGGUAGAAGCUAGACAAAUUAAAAACAACAUAUGUAAUUCUUUAUGCUUUACCAAAUAAAACAUAAAGAAUAUGUAUUUGGUACAGUAACUUCAGAGUACUGUAAUAAGUGAAAGGUCAUGUUGUAAAAUAUAAAGCACCUGCCUAAAGGAAUGUUAGACAUUUAAGAGAAAAAAAAUCAUAAAUUACUUUAUAAGUACAUUAAUGAAGGUACACAUGAAAAUGGCAUUAUAGUUUAGCUAUCUGAACAAAUCACUGAAUUCAACAAUAUUAAAACUUCAUUCUUACCCCUAAAUUGUACUUGAGAUUGGAUUAUUUUUACUUACAUUCUUUCCCAUAUUUUGAAACUUUAGAGUACUCAUUAAUAUGCCAAUUUCCAAUUCUGCACACUAAAAUACUUUGAAAUUACAUUUCAAGAAGAAUAUUACCACGUAGCCCUUCCAGCUUGAAUAAUUUUAAUUAACUAAUCAUGAAGCUUUAGGUCAAAUCUGCUUCAUCUAAUACCACACAUAAAAACUCAAAAAUAAAGUUUUCCAAAUAUUAGUUCAAUGAAUGACUAAUAGUAUUUCAUUUAACAAGAUUUUGGUAAUAAAGACAAUAAUCUGAGCAUAUUUGGAGAUCCUCCUAACAGAAUCCAACCAUCAAUGCCAAAAGCCUGAACAACAAAGACAAAGGAGGAGACAAAAAUGCAACUUUUCCUCACCAUGUGAAGGACAGUGUUCAGAGCAUAAGAGAAUCACCAGCUAAAAUAUCAUCAAACUUCCCAGCAACUUGAGGAGCAGAGACUUAAAGCCUCCACUACAGUGAAACAGCUACAUUUUAAAUCAUCAUAAACUGAGAUUAAACUGGCUACUGAACAACGUCCUAAGCAGAAAACUCACAGGCUGAACAAAUUGCAAAUUCUAAUGCUUAUGACAUUUUUAACUUUUAUAUAACCAGUGACGUACAUAGAAGAAUACAGUACUUUUAACGCUAUUAACACUGAUGUAAUACAGGAAACUAAAAUAGUAACGUCAUGUCUGGUCUUGACCAAUAGGUCAUGUACAACGAUGCCAGUGACUUCCCUCCCCUCACUGUGCCACUGGCUACUUUGGAAAAUUACUUAGGGAAGAGUACAGGUGUUACUAGUGGGAACAAGAACACAGAAGAGGGCAGGAUGGAUCAAAUGAAACUAGGAAUGGAGAAGAGAAGACAGAACACUGUUUUCACGAACUGUCCUUUUAACAGCCCCUAAGACCUUCCGACUACUUUGAUGGUGUCCUUUAGCCCAAGGUGAUCAGAAAUCCAUCGUUACAGGAAUCAAACUUUAAGCCACAGAUCACAUAAGAGAAGAAAAGCGUAACUUCUGAUAAGCUCUUUCUGAGAGGCAUGAUAAUAGAGCUAGGGGACCUCAUUGCUUUCGUUACUUUGAUCUCUACAGAGGAUUCACUGCCCUGGUUUAGAGCUUUCACAAUGAAGAGUCCUUCUCCAGCACAAUCAGAGGUUAGGAGAGGACUGUCAAUCUGGAGACUCUGAAAUAGGCAUCAGCUGCUAAUAAAUUAUAAAACACUUCUGUGGUCUCCUGUCCCUAGGAUUAAUGAUUAAUGAAGCAGCAAGAGAACUGAUGAAAGAUGGUUAUUUCUUUAGUUAACAUUCAAAGAGAUUCAGACAAAUUCAUAUGGGUUUACUUCUCAAAAACAGACUUUCAUAUCACAUCAAGAAUUGGAAAACGAGCACUUACCUUCCUUCGGUUUCACAACUGGUUUUUCUUUAGGUGGAAUAAAAGCUUUGUUUCUUU